This is a messenger RNA of Glycine soja, 1416 nucleotides long. Its product is annotated as GATA transcription factor 11-like. The transcript is spliced from 3 exons. Lineage: Eukaryota; Viridiplantae; Streptophyta; Magnoliopsida; Fabales; Fabaceae. Gene Ontology annotation, biological process: regulation of DNA-templated transcription. Bases 229 to 1146 code for a protein of 305 amino acids. The record is from RefSeq and is a predicted model, not a curated record. Gene Ontology annotation, molecular function: sequence-specific DNA binding; zinc ion binding.
GAAACAUGUCACAUGGGAAUAGAAAAAAGUUGGAUCGAGGGUAGGACUGGGAGAGUACAGAUAAGGGGUUCCGCACGGUAGCGCCACCACCGCCGUAAAAAAACAAGAAAAAUAAUAACAAAGGAAUCUUCUCUUUCUCUCUCUCUCUCUCUUUGAGUUGAGUUUCGAGUUGCGCCAUUUUCACCUGUCCUCUCUCUCUCUCUCUCUCUCUGUCACCGUGUUGCAAGUAUGAAGGACUGUUGGUUUUUUGACAACAAUUUCAAUGGUCUGUCGGAUGAGAGUCUUGAUGAUGUGAUGGACAUGGAGCUUUUGGAUUUGCCCCUUGACUUUGAGGAUGUGGAAACUGAUGCUGUGGAAGAACAAGAUUGGGAUGCUCAGCUCAAACUCCUUGAAGACCCACCACCACCACUUGGAGUUUUCCCACUACAACAAUCCUCUGCAUUCUGUGGACAAACUCGGAAUGAGAAUGCGAAACUCGACAGCAAGAGUUUCUCUGCUUCUCUAGCGAAGACUGUCAGACCUGCAUAUGGCAAAACUAUUCCUGUCCAGAAAGUCUCUUUAAAAGGAAAAGAUUUGCUCCAAUUCCAAACCAACAGCCCAGUUUCUGUUUUUGAAAGCAGUAGUAGUUCUCCCUCGGUUGAGAACUCCAACUUUGAGUUACCUGUCAUCCCAACAAAGCGUCCCCGUACCAAACGCCGGCGUCUCUCAAACAUCAGCCUGCUUUACUCUAUUCCUUUUAUCCUUACUUCACCGGCUUUUCAAAAAUUUCAGAGGAUGGAUUUCUCCAAAUCAGAUAUACAAACACAGCCUUCUGGGGAAUUAUUAUGCAAGUUCAAAAAGAAGCAGAGGAAAAAGGAUAUUCCCCUGCCGGCUAACAAAAUUGAGAUGAAGAGAUCCUCAUCACAGGAGUCAGUUGCACCCAGAAAAUGCUUGCAUUGUGAGGUGACAAAGACGCCGCAAUGGAGAGAAGGACCAAUGGGUCCUAAGACCCUAUGCAAUGCCUGUGGGGUUCGAUACCGGUCUGGCCGGCUCUUUGCUGAAUACCGGCCUGCAUCUAGCCCCACUUUUGUAGCAUCACUGCACUCAAACUCUCACAAGAAGGUCUUAGAAAUUAGGAACAGAGCCACCCAGGUGACUGUUAGAUAAACCUUCGUUGAAAUUCUCUAGAUUAGUAUUGUUUUAGAUUUUAUUGAGUGCUUGUGCUAAACAGGAUUGUCCUUGAUUAUUGUUCUCCUUUUUUAUGGACUAAUCUUAAUCUUAUAUUGCUUAGCUAGUUAGCAUCAUCUGUUUUAUGUAAAUUGAUUGGCCGAAUAAGUAGUAAGAUUAUACCAGUGGUUCACUGCAUGCUAGGCAUUCAAGGAAACAAGGUAUAUUCAGAGAGGAAGAUGAUCAAAUAAAAAGCAAAACUUAGGUGCA